AUGGUGAACCUGGAGUCUGUGCACGCAGAGAUCAAGAUGAGCGGUGAUGCGGCAGAUUCCACAGAUACUCGGCAUGAACCUGACCAGGUGGAGCCAGGAAAUGAACAGAAUGGGCUGGACUUUAACAGGCAGAUUAAAACCGAAGACCUCAGCGAUUCCUUGCAAUCUACAAUCCCCUCUAGGUCAGGUCAUCUUGUGCAGGGUUCAUCGAUGAUGCCUGGAAGCCAAAUCACAGGGGAUAUGAGCUCUCUUCACACCCUGCAGCAGCUUGUAUUGCUUCCUGGUCAUAUGCAGUCAGUUCCUCAGUUUCUUCUAUCUCAGUCUCAGGCUGGGCAACAAGCUUUGCAGCCAAACAUCCUCUCCUUCCCUCAGCAACAGGGCAGCCUUCUCCUCUCCCAGCCGGGACCCAGCCUGGCAUCACAGGCUGUGGGCCGUUCUGGACUCCCUGGCUCAUCAGUUGAACCCCACCUGGAUGUACCUCAGCAUUUGCAAGUGGCAAAGCACCUAACUCCAUCAGGAGCAUCUGAGGAACCCAGCGACCUGGAGGAACUGGAAAAGUUUGCUAAGACUUUCAAACAAAGGCGAAUCAAAUUGGGGUUCACGCAGGGUGACGUUGGACUUGCCAUGGGGAAGCUCUAUGGCAAUGAUUUCAGCCAGACCACCAUUUCCCGCUUUGAGGCUCUCAACCUGAGCUUUAAGAAUAUGUGCAAGCUCAAACCCCUGCUGGAGAAGUGGCUGAGUGAUGCAGAAUCUGCUCCUUUGGAUUCUUCUAUGAGCACUCCCAGUUCCUACCCCUCAGUGAAUGAGAUGUUUGGGCGGAAAAGAAAGAAGCGAACCAGCAUUGAGACCAACAUUCGCUCCACGCUGGAGAAAAGAUUUCAAGAUAACCCCAAGCCCAGUUCGGAGGAGAUAUCCUUGAUAGCAGAGCAGCUGUCCAUGGAAAAGGAGGUGGUUCGGGUCUGGUUCUGCAACCGGCGCCAGAAGGAAAAACGGAUCAGCUGCCCAAUGCCAUCCCCCAUCAAAUCACCUAUCUACAAUUCCAGACUGGUCUCUACCUCAGGGUCCUUGGGGCCCCUCUCUGUCAACCCGGUGCAUAGCACCAUGCCUGGGACUGUAACGUCAUCGUGUUCCCCAGGGAAUUCCAGCAGGCCCUCGUCCCCUGGCAGUGCACUCCAUGCCAGCAGCCCCAGCACAGCCCAGAGCAACUCCAAAGCUGCAAUGAACUCUUCGGGUUUCAACUCUUCAGGAUCUUGGUACCGAUGGAAUCAACCUACCUACCUCCACUGA
Messenger RNA from Cariama cristata (Red-legged seriema), 1287 nucleotides. It is a transcript of the gene POU2F3, whose product is annotated as POU class 2 homeobox 3. Bases 1 to 1287 code for a protein of 428 amino acids. The transcript is spliced from 13 exons. NCBI's taxonomy places the organism in Eukaryota, Metazoa, Chordata, Aves, Cariamiformes, Cariamidae. Gene Ontology annotation, biological process: regulation of transcription by RNA polymerase II. Gene Ontology annotation, molecular function: DNA-binding transcription factor activity, RNA polymerase II-specific; RNA polymerase II cis-regulatory region sequence-specific DNA binding. The record is from RefSeq and is a predicted model, not a curated record. Gene Ontology annotation, cellular component: nucleus.